AAGGGAACGAAAGAUGGCGGCGGAAACGCUGCUGUCCAGUCUGUUGGGGCUGCUGUUUCUGGGUUUCCUAUUACCUGCAAGCCUGACAGGAGGUGUUGGGAGCCUGAACCUGGAAGAACUGAGUGAAAUGCGAUAUGGGAUACAGAUCCUGCCGUUGCCUGUCUUGGGAGGGCAGGCUUCGGAUGUGGUGAUUGUUUCUUCUAAGUACAAACAGCGCUAUGAGUGUCGCCUGCCAGCUGGAGCUAUUCACUUCCAGCGUGAAAGGGAGGAGGAGGCACCUGCCUACCAAGGGCCUGGGAUCCCUGAGUUGUUGAGCCCAAUGAGAGAUGCUCCCUGCCUGCUGAAGACCAAGGACUGGUGGACAUAUGAAUUCUGUUAUGGACGCCACAUCCAGCAGUAUCACAUGGAAGAUUCAGAGAUCAAAGGUGACGUCCUCUAUCUCKGCUACUACCAAUCGGCCUUCGACUGGGAUGAUGAGACAGCCAAGGCCUCCAAGCAGCAUCGGCUGAAACGCUACCACAGCCAGACCUAUGGUAACGGAUCCAAGUGUGACCUCAAUGGAAGGCCCCGGGAGGCUGAGGUUCGGUUCCUUUGUGAUGAGGGUGCAAGUAUCUCUGGGGACUACAUUGAUCGUGUGGAUGAGCCCUUGUCCUGCUCUUAUGUGCUAACUAUUCGGACUCCUCGGCUCUGCCCCCACCCUCUCCUCCGUCCUCCACCCAGUGCUGCUCCACAGGCCAUUCUCUGUAACCCCUCCCUGCAGCCUGAGGAGUACAUGGCCUACCUUCAGAGGCAAGCUGAGUCAAAGCAGUAUGAUGACAAAAUCACAGAGGAGCUCCAAGACCUGGACCCCCAAAUAUGGAGUGAGACCAAGUCUGAGGCAGUGCCUCCAAAGAAAGCAGGUGCAAGCCCAACCAAGGAUGACAGUAAGGAAUCUGAUUUUUGGAAGAUGCUUCAUGAACCAGAGGACCCAGCUCCAGGAGGAGAAGAGGUACAGGCAGAGGAGCAAGACCUGAACCUUGAGGCUGCAGUGGAUCCAGCUCCAGGCCCUCCUGAUGAUUUUCAGAACAACGUACAGGUCAAAGUUAUUCGGAGUCCUGCAGACUUGAUUCGAUUGAUAGAAGAGCUGAAAGGUGGAACAAAAAAGGGAAAGCCAAAUGCUGGCCAAGAGCAGCCUGGAGAUGAUGCUAUGGAAGCCCCUCAACAGGAACCUGUAGUGAAGGGAAAGGGUGACACAGAACAUCAGGGUGAGGCAGAAGAAGAGGACAAUGAUGAAGAUGAGGAUGAGGAUGAGGAUGAACGUCAACUACUGGGAGAAUUUGAGAAGGAACUGGAAGGGAUAUUGCUCCCAUCAGACCGAGAGCGGUUCCGUUCAGAGGUGAAGGCUGGCAUGGAACGGGAGCUGGAGAAUAUCAUCCAGGAGACAGAAAAGGAGCUGGACCCAGAUGGGCUGAAGAAGGAGUCGGAGCGUGAUCGGGCAAUGCUGGCUCUGACAUCCACACUUAACAAACUCAUCAAAAAGCUGGAGGAAAAACAGAGUCCAGAGCUGGUGAAAAAGUACAAGAAAAAGAGAGUUGUCCCCAAAAAGCCUCCACCCUCACCCCACCCUACAGAGGAGGAUCCUGAGCACAGAGUCCGGGUCCGGGUCACCAAGCUCCGUCACGGAGGCCCCAAUCAGGAUCUGACUGUCCUCGAGAUGAAACGGGAAAACCCACAACUGAAACAAAUCGAGGGGCUGGUGAAAGAACUGCUGGAGAGGGAGGGACUCACAGCUGAAGGGAAAAUUGAGAUCAAAAUUGUCCGCCCUGGGGCUGAAGGGACUGAGGAGGAUGCACGUUGGCUAACUGAUGAGGACACGAAAAACCUCAAGGAGAUUUUCUUCAAUAUUUUGGUGCAGGGAGCUGAAGAAGCCCACAAGGAGCGCCAGCGGCAAAAAGAACUGGAGAGCAACUAUCGCCGAGUGUGGGGCUCUCAAGAUGGAGAAGGCACAGGGGACCUGGAUGAGUUUGACUUCUGAAACUACCACAACAAGACCCUCCAAAGAGUACAGAGUCUUCCUGAAUGACCCUGCCUCCUYCUCAUCUCCCACCCCUGGGGCCCUGAA
Messenger RNA from Urocitellus parryii (Arctic ground squirrel), 2101 nucleotides. RefSeq names its product OS9 endoplasmic reticulum lectin (gene Os9). Gene Ontology annotation, biological process: endoplasmic reticulum unfolded protein response; retrograde protein transport, ER to cytosol; ERAD pathway. Gene Ontology annotation, cellular component: endoplasmic reticulum lumen. NCBI's taxonomy places the organism in Eukaryota, Metazoa, Chordata, Mammalia, Rodentia, Sciuridae. The record is from RefSeq and is a predicted model, not a curated record.